Peniophora sp. CBMAI 1063 is the source of this 1191-nucleotide messenger RNA. The record is from the annotation of a GenBank genome assembly. Lineage: Eukaryota; Fungi; Basidiomycota; Agaricomycetes; Russulales; Peniophoraceae.
AUGAAUCACCAAUAUUCUCACUAUCCCAAUACGUCAGCGUAUCCAAGUAGCUGGCAUCCACAACCAAGUUCGUACGCAAGCUCUAGUGCACAUCAGAUCCCACCCAUCUACCAGCAACCUCCCCUCCCCCCUUCAUCCACGCUCCUAGCCGGCCCCUCCGUCAGUCACAGCGCAACAUUCAUGGAUCGUGGGUACAUAGCGUGCAUGUUCGAGACGUCUUCGAGGACAUACUGGGGCGCUGUCUUGAAAGCAACUCCCGAGCAACUACAUCUACAAACGAGCACCGGUCCAUCCCCUUGCUGGCGCAUCAGUCCACAGGAUCACACGGCUGGAGCACAAAACGCCGGACGCGUUCUUGACUACAUGCUUGACGCGGAUUACGUCGCGGGUCCAGUGGUACCGCAGCAACUCUGGCAGCCACUAUACAAGCGCAUCCGAGAAGUUCUCGUGGAGAACUCGCGGCUUUGCAUGCCGAUCUUUUUCAUCGUUCAGGAGACUGGACGCGUGGGUCUUUCUCUGUCCGAUGCUUUGGCGAAGAAGCACUACCUGCUGCACGGCCAUAAUGAAGCCGUAGAUCUCGGCGGCAAGGUUACUACGCAUAUACGAAUACUGUGGAAAGGCUAUGUUGAGUACAAGCGCCAAAUCCAGAUCCAAGACCAGACACGCGACCGCAACCCCAUCACUCUCGGUCGUCUAGUCGAGCACGUCGCACGGACUGUGCAACGUUUCAUCGAGAAGCCUCCCCAGCGGAAUGAAGAUGAUUUCGACCCACGCUGGACCGUCGGUCCGCAAGGUAUCUCGACGAACGACCUUAUCCUCGUCGGGAUAGUGCAUUCGAGCGCUGGAACCUGGCAACCUAUUCUCCGACUCUCACGACCUCUGCCGCACCUCGCGCAAGCAUUCGCGCCGCGACCCAACCCUCCGACGUUCCAUCCAGAUCCAUAUGGCCACCCUCCAUCGCCCGAGUUCUCCCUAAACUAUCUGCGUAGUGUGUCCUCUGGGAGCGACUACGACUUUUCGGGUCAUGCACACUCCCCGCAGCAAUUCCCGACAACAAUUGCUCAAACACCUUCGCCACCUGAACAUCGAUACCCGAACUCCUACCCAUCUUCCCCGAAUCCUCAAAUGCUGUAUACGGAUGGCGCUUACCUGUCUCCUUCGCCUCCGUACAGCGCGUAUCCGUACACAUAA